Messenger RNA from Syngnathoides biaculeatus (alligator pipefish), 963 nucleotides. RefSeq names its product disks large-associated protein 2-like. Gene Ontology annotation, biological process: signaling. Bases 113 to 469 code for a protein of 118 amino acids. Gene Ontology annotation, molecular function: molecular adaptor activity. NCBI's taxonomy places the organism in Eukaryota, Metazoa, Chordata, Actinopteri, Syngnathiformes, Syngnathidae. Gene Ontology annotation, cellular component: glutamatergic synapse; postsynaptic specialization. The transcript has 2 exons. The record is from RefSeq and is a predicted model, not a curated record.
UUCCCAUUGUGUUGAGAAUCUGUCGGGAGUGUUUGACUAUUAACAGGGGUUUAAGUAAAGCAUAAAAGUGUUGUUGUUGUUGUUGUUGUUGUGAAACAAGGACCCCAGUGCCAUGCCCAGACCCACAUCUCAGGACCUGGCCGGAUUCUGGGACCUCUUGCAGCUUUCCAUUGAAGACGUCACUGCCAAAUUCGAAGAGCUGCAGCAGAUCAAGAGCAACCAGUGGCAGCUGGUUGAAAGUCCUGAGAAGAAGGAUCGCAAGUGGAUCCCCCCUCCGACCAAGAGGCCCGCCAGGGGCCGUGGCGGCUUGAUGCGGGAGCGGUCCCUGGACCUCCAGGACCGCCAGCGUCAGGAAGCCCGCAGACGGCUCAUGGCCGCCAAACGGGCGGCGUCCUUCAGACAGAACUCGGCCACCGAGCGCGCAGACAGCAUCGAGAUCUACAUCCCGGAAGCUCAGACGAGGCUUUGAGGUUCCUCGGAUUCAUCCUUGAUCUCUUUCUUCGUCGCUUCCAAAAUUAUUUAUUUAUUUAUUUCCCAUCCAACACCAGCUCUCGAGCUUCCGUCACCCACUUCAAGAUCUGUUGGGUCCUUACGCUUCUAGCCUUUAUUUAACUAAAAAUGUAUCCUCCAGAUCAAUUAAAAUCUUUAUUUUGAGGGGUGUGGUGCUUGCAGCAAGCUCAAACGGAACUCCUCACCUUCAGCCACCAAUAGCUCAUGAAGAGCCUUGUCGAUGAGCUGCUGUUGCCCCGAAUCAACAUUUAAUUUAUGGAUUCCCCAUUGUAAAUUGAAAAAAAAAAAUGGUUCUGUUUGUUAGUGAAGUCGUAAUGCUUAAAGGGGAAAAUCCAGUGCUUUGCAUGAACAGUGUAUCCCAUUUUUUCAUGUAAUAUGUACUCGAUUUUUACAAUGAGAUGUUAAAUCCUCUCUCACAUAGUGUUUUGAGAAGAUUUUUUAUUGACAAUUCUG